AUGCCUCGGACCUCCACCAGACUAUCGAGCCUGCCUCGCGCUGGCCAAACCGGCAUUCAGAAUUUCGCAAGAGCGAUCAAGCCAGGCCUUGGCACUCUCAAGUCCCUACAAGAUGGCAAGAAGGACCUUGCUCCUACGCCAGCGGCCUGUAUACCGGUUUCGCCUUCCAAGAAGCGAAAACUUCAUGAGCUCGAGAAUGUCCAGGAAGGUGGUAGUCGAACACAGGGGCUUGCAGCAAAGACCGACGCAGAUCCGACGUUGACACCUUCCAAAUCUCUGAAGUUCAGUACGCUCUCCGUUUCGACACCGAGGAGUGGCCAUUAUGCAUCUUCUUCAUCGCCUUCUGCGCGGCAGACGAGGGCGUCAAACGACGAGCAAACUGUUCCAUCAACACCGUCGAAGCGGGCACUGGGGAAGGCUGCAGCGACACCGUGUCCACCUUGUGACUCGCCCAUAAACACGGUUACCUCACGCCCGGCUUGUGUGGAGGAAUUGGUUCGGCUGCAUUCGGCGUUUCUUAAAGCUUUCACUAUACACGCUGCGCAUCGUGGGGUUGUUGCUCCAGCGGAUUUAAGAGACUUCCUUCCCAGUGUGGAGCAGAUAUGGAAAAAGAGAAAGGUCGUUGUGAAGGACUUGCAGCGGCUACUCUGGGUCUGGGAGAAAGGAGGCGAGUCUGUUACAGGUGGAAUAUUUCGACUUGUGAACCACGGACUGGGUCGUGUUUGCUUGGAAAAGGUCGCUGGACGAGCGGAGCCAGUUGAAGAGGCUGGCCUGCAAACACGAUUUGAGCAGGCUGUUGAUUUGUUAUGGGAUUCGGCGGAGGGAGAUGAAAGUCAGGUCGAUUUCAUGGCAACACUGGGCUUAGCUCCGAUUCAGGAGUCAUUGACUCCGUUUACGACAUUUCGCAAGGGACAGCAGCGGCUGCAGGACUUGAAAGGAGGUGUGAUCAAGAUGAAGAUGGAGGCGCUUCGGACAGAAGCAACAAGCGACGAAACCUCAACUGCGCCCCAAAAAACUCGUGAUGCAACCACAACCCGCCGACAGGGACUUCUUGAGCGAAUCAAGAAUAAGGAGCUGCGCCAGGCGAAAUUGCCCCCACCUCCAUCUAAGGAGGCUCUGCUUCGACAUGCUGCAGCUGAGCGAGUCGAGGAGGUUGCGGGUGUGCUGGCACUUCUCCGGCCAGCUGGAUAUGUGGGAAGCGGACCCAUGGCAAGGAUGGCAGCGCAGCGAACACCGUUCUGCCUGGACACGAUUGUGCGAAAUGUGCAAGACUCUACUCGCAACCCGAUCUCGGACAAAGAGGUGGAGGCUUGCCUGGAAAUCUUGUCUCGGGAGGAUGUUGCCGGCCACUGGGUAAAAGUUGUUGUCAUCAACCAACUCAAGUCGGUUGUUUUGAGAUCAUGUGGAGAUGUACAGUUGAAGGAUAUUGGAACGAAGAUGACGCAACUGAGAGCUGCUUGGGAGGUGCCAAUGCUCGUCAGCUAA
This is a messenger RNA of Aspergillus calidoustus, 1485 nucleotides long. The record is from the annotation of a GenBank genome assembly. Lineage: Eukaryota; Fungi; Ascomycota; Eurotiomycetes; Eurotiales; Aspergillaceae.